This is a messenger RNA of Cyclocybe aegerita, 612 nucleotides long. The record is from the annotation of a GenBank genome assembly. Lineage: Eukaryota; Fungi; Basidiomycota; Agaricomycetes; Agaricales; Hemipholiotaceae.
AUGCACUCGGAUCUCCCGCUCGCCCUCUUCGUCCUGCUUUGCUCUCUCAGCAUCGUCGCCUCUAUCCCAACAUGGGAAGGCAUGAACGGCAGGUCUUCCAUCGGAUCCCUUAUUCCAGGUGCUUCGAACAUCCGAGCCCUGGGACCGGCGAUCUCCCAAACCAUGCCUCAACACCUCACAGUCCAUGUUCCAGGCCAAUUGGGAAACCUCACAAUUUCCCCUGAGAACGUUGGACCGCCACUGUUCUUCCAAACCCCACCACUGUUCUACAUCAACAGGAACAAACUCUGGUUACUCGUGAACGAGACCACCGUGUUCCCCGUCAACAUCCGUAAUAUGACUGGAACCCAUGAUCUGCCAAUGCAGUUAGUUCUAGGAAAGAAGACAGAAGGGAUCACGUACGGAAGCUGGCGAUGGCAAACGACGAUGCUGUAUUACGAUGUACCAGGAGGGAGAUCUAAUGAUGGCAUUUAUUAUCUCUGCCGCACGGAGAGUGGGUUGCAAAACAUAUUCAUGACCACCGUUCCGAGCCCGACACCCCCUGGAUGUGGCAUCACGACUCUGCAUAGUUUCAUCCGGGCCGGCAUGAAAGAUCGCCGUCGUACACUAUGA